Molecule: messenger RNA, 6603 nt
Organism: Haliotis rufescens (red abalone)
Lineage: Eukaryota; Metazoa; Mollusca; Gastropoda; Lepetellida; Haliotidae
Product: influenza virus NS1A-binding protein homolog A-like
Exons: 12
Coding region: 133-2349 (738 amino acids)
Molecular function (GO): protein binding
Source: RefSeq, a predicted model, not a curated record
GCUCCAGCCAGCCAGCCAGCCAAUACCAGUCAAGCUUUGUAGCAUGACGUCACCUUUCGCAUGUAUUUGGAGAACUGUGUGAGAAAAACGCUCGCCGUAGAAGACGUAAUGAUCGCUCUUUUGUGACACACGAUGGAAAUUAAUCAAAUAAGAACUGAGACUGGCGACGUGAAAAUGUCGGCCAUGAGUAACGGUUACCCAGAAGAAGAAGAGGAGGACUUGGAAGGGAUGGUCUUCGCCAACUCCACUCACAACGACGAUGUGUUGACGUCCAUCCGAUCACUGCGGAAAAGCCAGAAGUUCUGUGAUGUCAAACUGGUUGUUGAUAACCAUGAGAUUUUUGCCCACCGGGCAGUCCUUGCUGCCAGCAGCGCCACCUUGUUCGAUCUGUUUUCCAAGGGAGACGACUCCAUCCAGACGAGCAGCAUGGUGAAGCUGAAAGAUGUGAAAUUCAGCGGAUUCAGCCACUUGUUAGACUAUAUGUACACAGGAAGAUUGACAGUUCCAGCGGAGGAUGUUCGAGAGGUCUACGCGAUGGCUCGACGCUUGAAAAUCGUGAGCGCCGUGGAUGCCUGUGCCGACUACCUGUCAUCGACCUUGACCCCUGUCAACUGUCUAGACGUACGUAUGUAUGCCGAAGACGAACAUUUCCGCGGCAGGAUCAACGAGUACAUCCAGGACAACAUUGGCGCUGUCACUAGCAACAAACGGUUCUUCGGGUUGCCUCGGAUACAGCUGGAGAUUAUUGGUACAGAUGAAUCCUUCUUCACAUACUGUAAUGAGAAGCAGUUGUUUGACCUUUCUCUUGACUGGGUCAAGGCCAGUGUGGAUGAGGUCAAACCAAAGUUUGAUCGCUUGAUAGAAAAGGUGAACCUCCUGUACCUGUGUGCCGACAACGUCCUCAGGGACUGCAAGGACAUUGACGAUGACAACCUCCGUCAGGAUAUGACGGUACAGGACUACAAGAAACUCAUGCGAAAACAGAGUGGUAUAGAUGAGUCCAGGAUUCCGUCCUCGUCCAAUGGGAAACAACAGCAUCCCUUCCACAAGUUCAAUAUUGAACCCGAAAUGCCGAAAAACAACCGCGAGUGGUCUGUUGUGGCUGGGCACAUGACGAAAGAGCACACGUUCCUGUGCAUGGUGAUGCUGGGCAGCCAGAUGGCCACUCUCUCCAUCCACUUCCGCAUGCCACAGUCCAGCCCCUACAGCAGCAGCUCCGAGGGGCCCGACUCCCCCAUCCACAGCAAGAGCAGGACCAACUCCUUCGAGCGCCUCGGACCCCUAGCAACGCUGGCCACCAUGACCACGCCCAGGUGUGCCUUCGGUAUCCGUGCAGUCAAGGGGAAGAUUGUGGCUUGUGGUGGGUACGAUCGUGGCGAGGUGAUGAAGUCGGCAGAAGUGUACGACCCCGAGACGAACACGUGGAGAAAACUGCCCCCCAUGAGACAGGAGCGGGGUAGAUUCACAGCGGCUCAUCUUGACGGCAAACUGUACGCCAUCGGUGGGUCGGACGGACACAAUGAACUCGCGGCUGUCGAGUGCUUCGACCCGGAGACUGAGAAGUGGAGCUCCGUGACUAGUGUUAAUCAGGCUCGAGCUUCGCCAGGUGUAGCUGUGCUGAAGGGAAAGAUCUACUGCGUCGGCGGUAGCUAUGGACAAAAAAGCCUGCGCAACUGUGAAGUGUAUGACCCAGCCACCAACACCUGGUCACGUAUUGCAUCACUCAAUUCAGGGCGGUUCCAGGCGUGUGUGAGAGCCUUCAAGAACCGGCUGUAUGCCGUGGGGGGCACCGAUGGAUGGAACGUCUUCAACACUGUGGAGGUGUAUAACCCGGACAAAGAUUUGUGGGAGUACGGCCCCUCCCUCAACGUGGCGCGGCGUGGAGCUGGCAUCGAGGCCUUUAGUGGGAAGCUGUACAUUGUUGGGGGGAGUGACGGGACACAGUCGCUCAAGACAACGGAGGCGUUUGAUCCCAAGGAACAACAGUGGACCUUCAACCCUGCCCUCAACACACCCCGAGCCAACGUCGGCGCCGCCAUCAUCGACAACAGGCUGUUUGCCGUUGGAGGAUUCAGUGGCAAGCACUUCCUUGACAACAUGGAAUACUUUGAUGUGGAACACCAUGAGUGGAGCAUCUUCGAACCCUUCUCACAGUCAAGGUCAAGGUCAAUGUCAAAUGCAAGUGACAGUUCGGGCAACAGUCUGUGUAAUGGCGCCAAUGGCACAAAUUGUGCAAUUGAGGACACUAAUGGCACCAACACAAAUGGUGCCAACACUAAUGGCGCCAAUGGUGCACCAAAAGACACUGUACAGCCACCACGUGCAACAGCUUCUGUCAAUGGUCAUUAGCUGUUAGCAAGGCCACAGGCUAUAGAUUUUGGGAGAAAAUGAAUAUUUUUGUGGACAUGAUAUUUCAUCUCUUUGACAUUUGUGGUAUAUUUUGUCAUAUGAACUAUAUUUGUUUAAAUGCCCAUUUUCUUUCUGACACACAUUGAUGAAGUCAGUUAUUGUGGAACCAUUGUUCAAGCCUACAUACUUAUUUGAAGAAUACAAGAAGUGGGAUAAGAUAGGUUUAGGUUGAAAAGUUAUUAUCUAUUAUCGACUUUUAACAAAUAGUUCCUCGACCUGUUCUACCCGUUCUGGGACCAUUGUGUGUUGUCAGAGCAACGUCCAUGUGACAGACUUGGAACUUACAAACUCGGUACAUUCAUCAUAUAGUUACUGACAGAACUUGGAUGUUAUUUAAACUUCAAGCCGAUGAGCAGGUCUAUAUAAUUGCUAAAAAAACCCUGGUUAAUCAAGAUAUUCCUAACUGCCUAAAUUUGGUGGUUUCAUCCGUUUAGUGCAUUAAGCCGUUCUGUAUGGCCUCUUGUUAAGCGGCUACUUUGAUUUUACCCUGUAUGUCCAAAGUCCACUGAAAUUUAUUAUAGAUGUAUGUUUACCUGUUAGACGUCCAUAUUUUAAGAAUAAAAUCAACUAUAGAUUGUAUCAAAAAUAAAUAUUAUUCACUUGCCUGUCAGUAGACUUAAAAGCGUUUGGCACAGACUGAGAAUUAGCAGGCUACAACUGAAACUCUAAUGAAAGAGAACUUAGCUCUGUUAUAAGACUUCAGUGUUGUUUAACUUUAUCUUUUCUUUGCAUGGUAACUGCUCAAAAGAAAUUAAGGUUAUUUUCAUAUUUAGCAAUGAAGAAGCAUUUAUGAAUUUCUGGCAUAUGGUUUUCAUGUUACUGUAGCUUGUGUGUAAAUGAACUCAUUUGUAAAUAUGUGUGCUGUGAAUCCAAGUUUAUUUUUUUCUGAACAAAUGUCUGUUUAAGACAAGAUAUCCUUUGUGAACUCAUCAUGAACUACCCAUCUCAUGAACUUUCAGUCAUCGGUUGCCAGGGAAACAUACAUUCGGUACUUCAGAUUCUACUGACAAAGAGAACUGGGAGAUCAUUCUUGUAUGGCCCUUUCGUGUUCUUCCCACGAGGUCAGAGGGCACAUGUGACCAUGUGGUCCGGUUGCUGCAGGAUCUGAGGAUUGAUGGUUCGAAUCUCAGAUUCGGCCAGAUGUUAUCUUUGGUCAGUCGGCAUCGAUUGCUUGUUUCACCAAACUGGAAAACAUCCUCAACUUGCGGCAUAUCCGUGCUCGUGAAUUUCACAGAAUUUGUACACAUCUUUAAGUUGCAUCAUAUUCGUGCUCGUGAAAUUCAGUAACUGCUACGCAUCUUCAAUAUGGUCAGUUUUUGGCUUUCCUCAUGAUUUGUUUCCUGAAAGGUUGAUGUAACCAUGGUAACUGUAUGUGUUCAAAACAGCAUUCAAUCAACCUCACCGCCGCAUGAGAUAAAAUUGUUUUGAUAACAGUGUUUCAAUUAAGUUCCCCUUAGGCACAGAGGAAUUAAGUCCAGUGUAUCUCAAUUUUAGGCGAUCAGGGCUUUAAUUUCUCAGUUUUUGGCCAUCAUGGCUUUAAUUUUUCAGUUGUAGGUGAUCAGGGCUUUAAUUUCUCAGUUUUUGGCAACCGGGCACUAAUUUCUGCAGUGUAGUGAUACUAGUCAUUGAUAAUCCUGUCUUAUUUGACUAUUUUAAUUUUGCUGAUAGGGUUUACAAGUGUUUAUUUCUGGCUUUAGACUUGGUAAGCUUUAGACUUGAAGACUUUCUCACCAAGGUGAAGGUCAGAUCUGUAGUGACCUGGAGAUCAGUAGCUUUAACUCACUGUGUCCGUGAGAUGGAGUUAUUUGUUACAUCAACUUUCACAAUAUUUUAGAAAGGUAAAUCUCGCUCAUAACAAGUAUAUUUUUCUAUUUUAAAUGUGUCCAAAUGAAUUUACUAGUUAAAAUGUUACAAACCAAAUGACUAUUUUUGUUGUAAAAGGAUGUUUAUAUGCGAGGUUUUCAUGAAAUGCUUUCGCGCCUUUUUUGUGUUCAAUCUCAUCAUUUUGCUAAGGAAUCAGUCGCACAAAGUACACACUAUUCAGUCAGUGUGUGAAAGGGAAUGUUGUAUUUCUGGGUGGAGAGAAAGUCAAAGUGAAAUAAAUGUCCUUUAAGAUGCAGUUUAUUUAUCAUCUCAUUGUUUUGUAAGUCUAAGCAGUGGGUCUGUCCCGAACCUGAUAUGGCAAGAGUGCUGCAACAGUCUCCCCAGCACAGUAAUACUAACUGUCACAUGUUGCCAUGAUGUGUUUUUAAUUCAUCGUCAUCCUAGUUCAAAGAAUCUUUUCUUCAACACUUCGUAAACCCGUCUGAGACUGCAUCUCUUCGGUUUUUCUCCCACAAGCUGACAUGCCAUGAUAUAACUGAAAUACUGUUCAAAGAAGCUCAUUUAAGUCAUAUCCCUUACUCUGAGGGGCGUGGGGUAGCCUAGUGGUUAACGCGUUUGCUCGUCACACCGAAGAUCCGGGUUCGAUUCCCCACAUGGGUACAAUGUGUGAAGCCCAUUUCUGGUGUCCCCCGUGGUAUUGCUGGAAUAUUGCUUAAAGCGGCGUCAAACCAUACUCGCUCAAAGAGGCAUUAAACCUAACUCACUCAACUUGUUCAGAGCCAAACAUUGCCAUUAGUCCAUAUACCAUUCAUCUCAACAUCCGUAUCACCAGACACAAAAUCAUAUCAACUUUGGGGAUUCAGACUGUCCUAUGCGUUGGGCUACACGGUGUCAUUGGUAAGGGAACAACUUUUUACUUAUUUUCUUAAGACGACAUCCAUUUUGACAUCCAUAUGAGAUAAACUUGUAAUUAAUUGACCCAAGAACAUAGUGCACCAGACCAUUUAUAUUCUCGAGUUCUGUACCGUUGGUUACAUUAAUAAUGUUUGUUAUUAUGUACAAAAACUCUCUGUGUGUACCUAAUUCGAUGAGCUUUAUUUUAUGUAUAUUGAAGAAAUUGUUAUUUAUAACAUGUGAUCUCAUGUAUCGUACAAUUUGGUUUGAAAAAUUGGUUUAAAAAAAAAAAAUAUCACCGAAUGUCAGCACAUUGUCUUCUCCACAUAAAAGGAUCGAUAUUCAAGAUUUUCAUAACAUGUUUGUAAGAAAUCAAAUUGUGCUGAGAAGAAACAUGAAAUAUAUGUAUCAUUCUCGAUUAUCCAGUGUAUCAUAUUGAAUCUAUUAUGAUAUAUUACGUAGACAGAUUCAAUACCUUGUCUUCGGAAGUGAUGUCACCAGCUUUCUUAUCACAAACUUUGCCAACCAAUAAGAACCAAUGAAAAUACCCUUCUGAACACGUUCAGCAUAUUUCUGAUUCAAAAUCAAAGAUUUAUCAAGUCAGAAGCCUGUUAUCAAGAUUAUUUAGCUAGAAAAUAUGUUUUGUCGAGAAAUAAGACGAGAGUCAAGUCACCAUGCCAUAAGACAUUUUGUUUUUUGUGACGGCACAUAAAAGUCGAGUACUGGAAAUAUCUGCAUGUUUAAUCAUGAACAGUAGGGUCAGUGGGGUAGCCUAGUGAUUAAAGCAUUCGCUCGUCAUGCCGAAGACCCGGGUUUAAUUCCCCACAUUGGUACAAUGUGUGCAGCCCAUUUCUGAUGUCCCCUGCCUUGAUAUUGCUGGAUUAUUACUAAAACCCAGGGGUAGAAACUAACAUUUUUAGUCCACUAGUCCUUAUAAUGAUAACAUAUAUCAAAAUCCUUAAAAAUGGCAAAUUUCUACUAGUCCUUAGGAUACCUUAACUAUUGGGAAGUUUGGCAAGGACUACAGGACUAGUGCCAAUUUCUAACGCUGAAAACCACACUCGCUAUUCAUGAACAUGAAUUUAUACAUAUUUUAAGCGCCGUGUCGUUCAAACCAGACCCCAAAAUGUACCCUUGUAUUUGUCAUGACAGAAAGGAGACGGGAUACACUGGACAGUGGAAGAUGGUGUUGUACAUAGAUCUGGAUGAAGUGAUGGCUAGAUUGUUGUGGAGAUGGUCACGAUUCUUUCAGCUAAUCUGAGUAGUCAGAAAUGAAUUGUACAUUCACAGAUCAAUUGUUCUAUUAUGGCAACCGAAUGGGAAUUGUCAUAGCACAAGGGAUUUCCUUGAAUGUUUUUGUGGAGUCUGUGGAUGUGCAAGUUGCUCUUUGAUUUGCCAUCAGCAGGGUACACAGUCUGGUAUAUUGCUUGGGUUGCGUUCAUGCAAUAAACAACUGGUCUGUGAUCAGUAAAUGUA